GAUGCAGUCAAACUUAAACAUGAGUUCUACUCAGCACCCGACGACAGCUGAAUCAACUUCCAUGGAGCUCGACCUCCGCUCCUUCAUCCCUUCCCUCGCCGCCGACACCGACGACGCCGACGACGGCCCUCACCGGACAAUCGACGAAAUCCUCAACGAAUGCGACACAUCCUCUUCCUCAUCAUCACCCUCUCCUCCCUCUUCUCCCUCACAAACUUCAAACACCAAUUCCCAACCCGAACCCGUUCCCUUCUCCCGGGUCAAACCCGCCCAAUUCCCCAACCCUACCAGAGCUCCGCGCCCAUUCUCCUCCCUUUUGGACCGAAUCAGACCCAACGCUAAGCCCGGCGCGGCCCUCGCCGCCGCUGCUGCCGCCUCCCGAGCCGUCCCCACUCCCCAUGCCGCCGCGAUCAUCUCCCGGAGGAAAGUUGUCGCCGAUUUGGGGUCCUCGAUCGCCGGCGAUGAUGAUGGUGGUUCUGAUGUUUCUUCAAAGGGGGAAUUGGGCGAGAAAAUCGAUAGGAAAGUUGAGAACAUUGAUAACAAGAUUGAGGGAAGUGAGAGUGAGGGUUUUUCUUCUGCUGAUGCAGAAAUUGCAACUGAAGUGGAAGAGUUGAAGGAUGGUAGUGCUGACAUUCAGGUGCACACUGAUUCUUCUCUUGUGAGUGAGGAGAAGAGUGAUUUGGAUGAAUUUCCUGAGAAUGAUAUAGAUUCUGCACCUUUUGAUGAUGUUGGUGGUAGUGGUGAAAAGGGUAUUGUUGAUUUUGUUGAUGUUGGUGAAAAGGGGAUCACUGAAGCAGAAGAGCUAGUGAGUGGUAGUGGUUUUGUGGAAGAAGGUAUUAGGAAUGAGGUGAGUGAUGGUGGUGGUGAUGAUGAUGAUAGUUCAAUAGGUGAUGUUGAUGUUUCGGAGCUGGUGGAGGAGAGGCUUGAGGAAUUGGAAAGCAGAAUGGUUGCUGAUAGAGCAGAGAAAAAACAAGAGUCUUCAAAGAAGCCACUUGAAUUGGCUGAGGAGCUGGAGAAGAAACAUGCUUCAACUGGUUUGCAUUUGGAAGAGGGUGCUGCAGCCCAGCCGAUGAGGCUAGAGGGUGUUCGGAGGGGGUCCACAACAUUGGGAUACUUUGAUGUUGAUGCUGAUAAUGCUGUAUCAAGGGUCAUUUCAUCCCAUACCUUCAGGCGUGAGCACGGUUCUGCUCAAGUCUUGGCAGUUCAUGCUAAUUACAUUGCAGUAGGAAUGGCCAAAGGUCUAAUAGUUGUAGUGCCAAGUAAAUAUUCCAUUCAUCAUGCAGACAACACCGAUGGAAAGAUGUUGAUGCUUGCUAUACAAGGUGAUCGCUCACAUGCUCCAGUGACAUCCAUGUCUUUUAAUCAGCAAGGAGACCUUCUUUUAGCUGGUUACGGAGAUGGUCAUGUUACAUUUUGGGAUGUACAGAAAGGUGUUGUGGCAAAAGUUAUUAAUGGAGAGCAUACAACACCUGUAGUACAUAUAUUGUUUCUAGGGCAGGAUCCUCAGAAUAAUCGUCAAUUUAAAGCUGUUACUGGUGAUUGUAAGGGUCUGGUUCUCUUGCACAGUAUCUCAGUGGUCCCUUUGCUUAAUAGAUUCAACAUCAAAUCUCAGUGUCUUCUUGAUGGGCAAAGAACGGGUUUGGUGCUAUCAGCUUCACCACUCAUUUUUGAUGAAUUCAGUGGAAGUGCCUCACCUUAUUCUCAGGGAAACACCAUGGUCUCGGCCAGCGGUAUAAGUAGCAUGAUGGGAGGUGUUGUUGGGGGAGAUGCAGGUUGGAAACUCUUCAAUGAAGGCUCUUCUUUGGUUGAAGAAGGUGUGGUUGUAUUUGUCACUCAUCAAACUGCCUUGGUGGUACGCCUGAGUCCUAAAUUGGAAGUCUAUGCUCAAAUCUCUAGGCCAGAUGGAAUUCGAGAGGGUUCCAUGCCAUAUACUGCAUGGAAAUACAUGGCACAAACAAGUAGUUCUUCUGAAAAUAUGUCCACAGAAACUACUGCAAGAGUUUCAUUGCUUGCAAUUGCUUGGGAACGGAAAGUUCAGGUUGCAAAAUUGGUCAAAUCAGAAUUAAAAGUAUAUGGAAAAUGGUCUCUUGACAGUGCAGCUAUAGGUCUGGCAUGGUUGGAUGAUCAGAUGCUGGUAGUUCUCACUUCAACUGGACAACUGUAUUUAUUUGCCAAGGAUGGAACUGUGAUUCAUCAAACCAGCUUUGCUGCAGAUGGUAUUGGAGGAGAUGAUCUAGUUUCUUAUCAUACACACUUGAUCAAUAUAUUUGGGAACCCUGAGAAAGCUUAUCAUAACUCUGUUGCUAUAAGAGGAGCUUCUAUUUAUGUACUUGGUCCAGCACAUCUUCUUGUUUCCCGUCUUCUCCCUUGGAAAGAGCGUAUCUUGGUUUUACGGAAAGCGGGUGAUUGGAUGGGUGCCUUGAACAUGGCAAUGACUCUUUAUGAUGGCCAUGCUCACGGAGUUGUUGAUCUUCCUAGAACCUUGGAUGCUGUACAUGAGGCCAUAAUGCCCUUCUUGGUGGAGUUGCUUACAUCAUAUGUAGAUGAAGUUUUCUCCUAUGUUUCAGUCGCAUUCCGCAGCCAAAUUGGAAAACUGGACCAAUCCAAUAAUUCGAAUAAUAGAAGCAAUUCAGUGCAUUCUGAGAUAAAGGAGCAAUACACCCGUGUUGGUGGAGUUGCUGUUGAAUUUUGUUGUCAUAUCAAACGGACAGACAUUCUUUUUGAUAAAUUUUUUUCCAAGUUCGUGGAUGUUCAACAGAGAGAAACAUUUUUGGAGCUUCUGGAGCCAUAUAUUUUGAAGGACAUGCUUGGAUCUCUACCUCCUGAGAUUAUGCAAGAACUGGUAGAAUAUUAUAGCACCAAAGGGUGGUUACAGAGAGUUGAGCAAUGUGUACUUCACAUGGAUAUUUCAUCCUUGGAUUUUAAUCAGGUUGUCAGAUUAUGCCGGGAGCAUGGACUAUAUAGUGCCCUAGUGUAUCUCUUCAAUAAAGGAUUAGAUGAUUUUAGGGCACCUCUGGAGGAGCUGUUUGCAGUCUUGCAAAAUAGCCAGAAAGAAAUUGCUAUUGCACUUGGGUAUAGAAUGCUAGUUUAUCUCAAAUACUGCUUUACAGGUCUUGCCUUUCCACCAGGCCAUGGAACUAUUUCUUCUAAACGCUUGCCAUCUCUUAGAAAAGAACUUGUAGAGUUUUUGUUAGAGGACUCCAGAUCUCUGAAACCACAGACAGUGUCAGACAUUACAUCCAGAAAGCCAUACCUAUAUCUUUAUCUUUUGUUAGAGUUAGACACUGAAGCAACAUUAGACGUCCUCAGACGUGCUUUCGUGGAAGAUGAAAUUUCAAAUGCCUGCUCGUCUUCACCGGAUUCAGUCGAUGGACCUAUUGAAGAAGCACAAAAAGAAAAUAAUGUUGCUGAAACUCAAAAUACUUUAGUUCAGAACACAGUAGAUGCUCUCAUACAAAUAAUUGAUAUGAAUAUUGUUCCAACUGAUACAACCUCUUUCAGUGCUGAUAAUGAGUUAAUGAAAGAGUGGCCUUCGAAGGACAUAGGUUAUAUGUUUGAGUUCAUUGCAUAUUAUGUUGCUCUCCAAAGAGCUAAAGUUUCUAAGGGUGUGCUGUGUCAAAUGUUGGAAUAUUUGACAUCAGAUAAUCACUUUUCAAAUAAUGUUUCUGUUGAUAGUUCAAGCCCAAAAAUUAGAGAGAAGCAAGUGCUUUCUCUUCUGGAAGUACUUCCAGAGUCAGAAUGGGAUGCGUCAUUUGUGCUAGAGCUAUGUGAGAGCGCCAAAUAUCAUCAGGUUUGUGGGUUGAUUCAUACCAUCAGACAUGAGUAUGUGGCUGCAUUGGAUAGUUAUAUGAAAGAUGUAGAUGAGCCUGUUCAUGCCUUCUCCUUUAUCAACAAAGUGUUCUCAGAGUUGACUGACAAGGACCAUACUGCUAUUCGAUCAGCAGUCUUAUCCAGAAUUCCUGAUUUGGUUGAACUAAGCAGGGAAGGAGCAUUCCAUAUGGUUAUCAGUCAUUUUAGUGAUGAAAGUUCCCGUAUCAUCUCUGAACUCCAUUCUCAUCGAAGAAGUCUUUUCCUUUAUUUAAAGACACUCAUUGAGCUUCACUUAUUUGGCACGCUAGACUUGUCUAAUAUGAGAAAGGUUGAUAUUAUGAAUCCCUGUAAUGGAAAGCAAGUUAUGGAUCUCCCACAAGAAGUCCGUUAUUACUUAGAGAAUAUAUCCCAUUUUCCCAAGUACAUGCGUGAAAAUCCUAUUCAAGUGUCUGAUGAUCUUAUUGAGCUUUACCUAGAGUUAUUAUGCCAGUAUGAAGGUGGUUCAGUUCUCAAGUUUCUGGAAACAUUUGAUAGCUAUCGCGUGGAGCAUUGUUUACACCUGUGCCAAGAAUAUGGCAUUGUAGAUGCUGCUGCUUUCUUAUUAGAAAGGGUUGGUGAUGUUGGUAGUGCUCUUCUACUUACACUUUCUGAUCUGAAUGGUAAAUUUGUUGAGCUUGAUGCUGCUGUGGAAGCUGUAGUUUUAAACCAUCGCAAGGGUGGUUCUUCCCAUAUGGAAGUAUUCAACAAAGUUUUAACAACAAAAGAGGUGAAUGACAUACACAAUUUAUUGCAUGCCUGUAUUGGUCUGUGUCAGCGGAACACUCCUCGUCUAAAUCCCGAGGAGUCAGAGGCACAUUGGUUUAAAUUACUUGACUCGUUUUGUGACCCACUGAUGGAUUCAUAUGCUGAAGACAGAGCACGUGAAAGAAAUAAUUAUUCUGGAAUGCUAACUGGAUCAGUGGAUUCGCACCUGGACAAAGAUACACAUAAAAGCAAUUGGAAAAUUUCGAUGUCUCGAAAUGGUCAUAUCUUGAGAAAAUUGCUUUCCCAGUUCAUUAAAGAGAUUGUAGAGGGAAUGAUAGGUUUUGUUCACCUUCCGACUAUCAUGGCCAAACUCUUGUCUGAUAAUGGUAGUCAAGAAUUUGGCUAUUUUAAACUUACCAUAUUGGGCAUGCUGGGAACAUAUGGCUUUGAAAGAAGAAUUCUGGAUGCUGCCAAAUCCUUGAUAGAGGAUGAUACAUUUUAUACCAUGAGUUUACUCAAAAAAGGGGCCUCUCAUGGAUUUGCUCCCAGGAAUUUAGUGUGCUGUAUUUGUAAUUGCCUCCUUACAAAGAACUCAGUUAGCUCUGGAAUUCGAAUUUUCAACUGUGGCCAUGCAAUCCACCUCCAAUGUGAAGGUUCAGAAGCGGAGUCAUCAAGCAAAGGAUCUUCAUCUGGUUGCCCUGUAUGUUUGCCUAGCCAGAAAUCCAAGCAGUCUAGAAACAAAUUAGUCAUGGCAGAGAAUGGAUUGGUCAACAAAUUCUCAUCAAGACGCCAACACCCUCAUGGAAGUACUAUUUAUCUACACGACAAUGAUUUUUCAGAGAGUACAUAUGGACAGCAACAGAUAUCACGGUUUGAGAUAUUGAACAGCUUGCAGAAAAAUCAGAGAUUUAUGCAAAUAGAGAACUUGCCUCAGUUGAGGCUUGCUCCACCUGCUGUGUACCAUGAAAAGGUAAGUAAAGUAACAGACUUUCUGACUGGAGAAAGCAGCAAUAGAUCUGCAGCCACCGAGAAACAAAGUAGAAACAAGCAGAACCGAGAGCUGAGAGUUAAGGGUUCAUCAAUUCGGUUUCCUUUAAAAUCAAGUAUAUUCGGAAAAGAGAAGACAAAUAAGCGGUGACUAGCUGUUAUUUAAGAACAAGAGAACGGUGUCGGCAAGAGAGAUCAUGCACUAACAAUUGUACAGGCUAACAGCAGAUUUCUUCUUCCCUCUUAGGCUGUCUGUAAAGCUACGAGAUUUGAUGUAUCUCAACCCAUUUUUAUUCUAUUGUAACUUUUUCUAACUGUACAUUACAUGUAAAUGAUUGUUGUAUAUACAAUACACAAGGUUUUGUAUAUGCACAAUGAAAAGCCAUUUAAUUUAAUGAGUUUAGGAUAUUCGAAUCA
Molecule: messenger RNA, 5958 nt
Organism: Lotus japonicus
Lineage: Eukaryota; Viridiplantae; Streptophyta; Magnoliopsida; Fabales; Fabaceae
Exons: 19
Coding region: 2-5692 (1896 amino acids)
Biological process (GO): endosomal vesicle fusion; protein targeting to vacuole
Cellular component (GO): HOPS complex; late endosome
Molecular function (GO): protein binding
Source: RefSeq, a predicted model, not a curated record